UUAAAUGAGCUGUUUGCAGGAUGAUGGAGAGUCAGCACGAGUCUUUGGUCUGGUUCAAGGAGUCGCAGGUCGGGACUGUGAUCAGAAACGGCGUCGUCCCCGAGUGGUUUCAUGGGAUCAUUUCCAGGAAUAUGUCAGAGGAACUGCUGAUGUCCAGGCGUCAAGGCUACUUCCUCAUCAGAGUCAGUGAGAGCCGGAUCGGUUACACUCUCUCAUACCGUGCUGAUGACCGCUGCAGACAUUUCAUGAUCGAUGCAUUAGAGGACGGUCAGUAUAUCAUAGUUGGAGAAGACCUGCGCCACCGGGGUCUGCAGGAGCUCAUAGACUUCCACCGCAGGACUCCCAUCCUGCCUUUCAGCGAGGUGUUGACUGUCGCUUGUGGACAGAGAUCCAAUCACAAGUCUGACUAUGCAGAGCUGCUGUUUUCCCCAAAACCUGUAAAUACCAACAUCAGUUGGAUGGAAAACAACUCGAAGCAUCCAAGCUCAACCCUCCCAACAUCAGAAGAAGAAAUCCCCCCCGCUCUUCCUCAUCGAGAUACCAUGAGGAACUCUGCAGUCCUGUCUCCAAACAGACUUUACCCUAAUCUGUCAGUAGACCAUCCGUUCAUCACCCCUCCUCUCCCAGCAUCGCCUGUGAUCAGAAAGAGAUCGGACAACCCUCCGUCCCACCAGCGCCCGGAGGUCCCCGCCCGAAGCCCCUUCCUUCCAGCGAGGCAGAACCAGGCUUGCAUCAGAACAGUUUCUUCAUCUGGGACCCCCCUCGCUCCCGCAGCCACUCCACCCCACAUGAGCGCCACCAUGCAGUCUGCAAAGAUUCAGGAAGCAAAGCUGGCAGUCGUCUCCAACCUGAAGAACCUGAAGAAGAAAUUACAAAAGAUAGGCAGACCGUUGCCGGAGAAUCCCGUGGAGGAGAGGAGUGGAGUCACGGAGAACGAGUACCAGGAGAUCACAGGGAUGCACGCUGUUAAUGAGUCGCCAUAUUCCCUCGCUUAUGAUGAUGACGGGUUACCUUACGAAUACCUUCCUCCUCCAGCUUUUGCUCCUGGCUACUACAAUCCUCCUCCACCUUCUGCUCCAUUUGAGAAUAUUGUACAGAUGGAUCCGACCCUAAGAGGCGGCAGAAACACGACAGAAGCAUCAACAAACAAAAAAGGAGCUAUUGACCAUUAAUACACUUUAAAGGUCACCUAUUAUGCAA
Messenger RNA from Notothenia coriiceps (black rockcod), 1200 nucleotides. RefSeq names its product hematopoietic SH2 domain containing (gene hsh2d). Bases 21 to 1172 code for a protein of 383 amino acids. The transcript has 5 exons. Gene Ontology annotation, cellular component: cytoplasm. The record is from RefSeq and is a predicted model, not a curated record. NCBI's taxonomy places the organism in Eukaryota, Metazoa, Chordata, Actinopteri, Perciformes, Nototheniidae.